AUGACCGUUCUCACUGGUAAGCCACUUUCGCUGGCUAUCACUGCCACUGCAGGAAGUGGUUUCCUGCUAUUCGGAUAUGAUCAAGGUGUUAUGUCAGGUCUUUUGACCGGUACUGCAUUCACUCGGACAUUCCCGCAAAUCGACACGACCUCCACAGGACAUGGCAGUUCCUCACUGCAAGGCACGGUGGUUGCUAUUUACGAGAUUGGUUGCUUCUUGGGUGCCCUGAUUGCUCUGUUCGCGGGUGAGAAGGUUGGCCGUCGGAUGUGUAUCAUUGCGGGUUGCAUUAUCCUCAGCGUCGGGGCGGCGAUUCAGUGCAGCGCGUAUGGUAUCCCGCAGUUGAUUGUGGGGCGGAUCGUGGCCGGCGUCGGCAAUGGUCUCAAUACCAGUACAAUCCCGGUGUGGCAUUCGGAGUUGAGCAAAGCAUCCAGUCGAGGAAAAGGGCUGGCAAUCGAGCUCACAAUCAACAUAUUUGGUGUCAUGACGGCCUACUGGGUUGAUUAUGGAAUGAGUUAUGUCAACAGUGAAGCUCAAUUCCGGUUCCCUAUCGCGCUGCAGAUUCUCUUUGCCAUUAUCACACUUCUGGGGGUGAUUGUCUUGCCUGAGUCGCCUCGUUGGCUUAUUUCCCACGGCCAACGCGACAAGGCGCAGCACAUUAUCUGGGCUGUUCAGCCUAACGCGGACCAAAUCUCCGAGUCUGACACCCUUGUCACGACAGAGGUAGAAGAGAUCUCUCGUGCUAUUGCGGAGGAGCAGGCAGCGUCGCAAGAAGGAUCCUUUGGCAUGAUUUUCAGCAACGGGCCUCAGAAGUUCUUCUACCGCACGCUUCUGGGGAUGGGGGGACAGUUCAUGCAGCAGAUGUCAGGAGUGAAUCUGAUCACUUAUUACAACACGGUAAUCUUCGAGAACUCGGUUGGUAUGAGCCACAACUUGGCCCUCCUGAUGGCCGGUUUUAACGGGGUAGCGUAUUUUAUCUCCACCUUUGUCCCCGUCUGGACUAUUGAUCGGCUGGGUCGUCGGAAACUUAUGCUCUUUGCAGCGGCGGGACAAUGUGGCUGCAUGGCUGUUUUGGCUGGCACUGUGUAUGAUGGCGGCCAUGCGGCCGGUAUCGUGGCCACAGUGAUGCUGUUUCUCUUCAAUUUCUUCUUUGCCGUCGGCCUGCUGGCUAUUCCGUGGCUAUUGCCUGCCGAAUAUGCCCCGCUGGCGAUCCGAAGCCGCGCUGCCGCAUUGGCUACUGCCACCAAUUGGAUCUUUACCUUCCUCGUCGUGGAAAUCACGCCCGUCAGUAUUGAUAGCAUUGGCUAUCGCACGUAUAUCUACUUUGCUGGCGAUGAAGCAAAGCCGGUUUGCUUGGGCUGCAAACGUCGAGGCGACACGUGUGAAUGGCGGCGACUGGGGUCUUUUCGAGAGGCCAAUCUCAAAGUCCUCGAACCCGAGCAUCCUUCCAUGAACCAAGCUGCCGGUCGUGCAUCUCGUCAGAGUAAAUUCAAGAUCUUGAAUGUUAUUCCGGCGCGAUCUGCCAAGACAACGGCCGUUAAGCAAUCUCGACGAUCAGUUGAUGAGCGUGUCGCAUCAUCAGCACCCUUAGGAGAUGGCGAUAGCUAUGAGAACCUCAACGCAUGCACAGGGCCAAAGUCUCCUUCGCCGAGCACUCGGAUUGUUGAUCCUCCUCUCAGCCCGCGUACCGCGGAGCGACUCUCACCGCUAUCGCAUGAGAGCUUCCGAAAUUCAGACAGACUGGAUCCGCAACAGUCUGCCGUAGGUGUGGAGCGCGCAGCCCACAGUUCUCCAGAUGCGUCUCAUUACCAUCCAUAUAUGCAUUCUAGCCCUGAUUUUGUUGUCGAUGAACUGGCAGCUGUUCAGAAUCUGACGGGGAACCCCGGGCAGUUCCCUCAUUCAGCGUCCAACGUCUAUCAUACGAUACCCUCGCCCAUGUUUGACCAGAGCGUGUUCUCUGAUGCAGUCAGAUUUACCAACGAUGUUUUUGUUCCGGGAUCUGCUUAUGAGGCUCUUCAUACUACUCUUCGCAACCGGCAGCUUUGGACUGCACGACCGGAUAUCCCAAGUCGGGGUAGAACUCCUGAAAUCGUGCCGGAGCCCGGAAUCACAGUGCUAGAAGAUUGUGAAAGAACAGAAUUUCUUGUCAUCUCCCAUCAGAGAACAGGGCGCGAGUUUGAGCUACACCCAGAACGCGAGAAUGUUCUGUGGCAGAAUUACCUCAACGAGAUAUGUCUUUGGCUUGACAUGUUUGACAAUCAUCGUCAUUUUGCCUCAACCUUUCCGCAAAUGGCCAAGUCAGCACCUCAUCUCCGCUACUCAAUUCUAGCCCUGUCCGCUCGGCAGAUGGAGCGGAAGCAGAACAGAAAGUCUCAAUCCGAAAGUCUGUCCUUGUACCAAGAAGCAAUCCAUCUGCUUCUUCCUGAGCUUGAAAGCAAGAGCACUCCUGUCAUCGCCUCCUGCGUCAUUCUCUGCGUGUUAGAAAUGCUUAGCUGCAACCCCAAAGAGUGGCGGCGUCAUCUCGAUGGGUGUGCAUAUUUGAUCCAGGCUGCUGAAAUCAACGGAUUCUCUGGCAAAGAGGAACAGGCACUAUUCUGGUGCUUCGCGAGAAUGGACGUCUGCGGUGGCCUCAUCUCGGAAGAAGAAACCAUCAUACCCAUCCGCAACUGGAUUCCGCGCGACAUGACCCCAGCCGACGCUGCACAGCUGUUCCUGGCAUCAAAUGUUUAUGCUUUCGAUACAUAUGCCAAUUACACUGUGUUCUUAUGUGCGCAGACACUGGGCGUGCUAUUUGGUUCCGCUCGACUUUCCACAUACUAUCACGGCAUCCUGGAAGAUGGCCACUCGUAUGUUGACCGAUGGCAACAACUUCUGCAUGAUGUAGAACAGUGGUACGAGAAUCCCGUUUCCGACCGUGCUGUAUGGGAAUGGCGCUGCUAUAUCUGGGAACCAACUUUAUCAUGCCUGCGCUCUUCUCCUACUCCAGGGAAAGCCGAAGACCCUUUCAAUGCAGCGACGCCGAACGAAGUCUGUCCUCUGGCAUGCACGACAGAUCUGCGCUAUUUCGGUUUCGAACACCCAUCAGUGCGGAUGAUGUCUCACCAUUCCGAGCAUGCCGCUAUCGUUCAGACGCUGACGCGUAUCGAGCGGGAGACGGGUUGGGCAACAAGCUGGCGAGCAGAAGACCUUCGAGAAUUCUGGGGAGAUGAGGAGGAAGCAGAGGAAAUGGAGGAAAAUAUGCGAACUCCGCCGAGUGUUCGAGGCAGCACAUGUUCCCAUUCCACCUUGUGA
Aspergillus japonicus CBS 114.51 is the source of this 3288-nucleotide messenger RNA. Its product is annotated as MFS sugar transporter. Gene Ontology annotation, biological process: transmembrane transport; carbohydrate transport. The record is from RefSeq and is a predicted model, not a curated record. The transcript has 22 exons. Gene Ontology annotation, cellular component: membrane. Bases 1 to 3288 code for a protein of 1095 amino acids. NCBI's taxonomy places the organism in Eukaryota, Fungi, Ascomycota, Eurotiomycetes, Eurotiales, Aspergillaceae. Gene Ontology annotation, molecular function: carbohydrate:proton symporter activity.